AUGUUCAAGAAUUUGUUAAUUCAAUCAAUAGAAUGUAGAGAGAAAAAUUAUUUAGCAUCAUGCGCAAAAAAAGAAAAGUUUCCAUUUUUUAAAAGUAGAAUUUACAAUAAUGAAAAUAUAUUAGUACAUAAUAAUAAGUAUAAUUUAUGUAUAAAUAGUAAAUAUGGAAAAUACAAAAGAACGAAUAUAUAUUUGAUGAAUUAUAAAGGAUUUAUAAGUGUUGUAGAUAAAUAUGUGGAUUAUAAAAAAGAGUCACCUUCUGAAGAAGAAAAAGAUUGUAAGGAGGGAAAAAUAAAUAUAAAGAAUAAUAUGAACUCUAUAGAGAAAAUAUUAGAUGAAACAAAUUCUAUGAUAUAUAUAAAUGAUAUUUGUUUAAAAAUGGAUCAAAAUUUAUUGAAGUGUCAAAAUUAUGAGGAUGUCCUUUCUAUUCUUAUUACACAUAGAGGUGCCUUAUUUUUACAAAAUUUGAUUACUGCAAUUCGUAUGUUGAGUGGAUUUGUAAUUGAACAAAAGAAGGAGAAUUUAGAAAAGGAUAAAUUGAAUAUCGUAAUUGAUUAUAGUAAAAAAUAUACUAAGGAAGAGAAUGAGAUAGAAAAAAAUAUAACAUAUGACAUUUCUGAUUAUAAGGAUAACCAUAUGGUUGACAAUAAUAAUAAUGAAGAUAUAUCAUAUAAUAAUAAUAAAGAUAUAUCAUAUAAUAAUAAUCAUGAUAUGUCAUUAAAUAAUAAUAAUGAUACAUCAUUAAAUAAUAAUCAUGAUACAUCAUUAAAUAAUAAUCAUGAUAUAUCAUUAAAUAAUUAUCAUGAUAUACCUUACAACUACACAGGUAUUGAAAAGAUAGAAAAUAAUCUAAUUGAAAGAUAUAAAAACAUAUUUGAUAUAUUAAAUAAUAAAGUUUUAGUAGAAAGUGAAAUGGAUACACAAGGAAAGAAAAGGAAACUUGAAGAUAUUAUUGUACUAGAUGAACGAUUUCAUCUUCUCAUUGAUGAUAUUUAUAAAAAUCGGAAACAUUUUGAUGUUUUAUCUAUUUGUCAUAUUUUGAUAUCUUUAAAAGAGUUAAAUUAUAAACAUUUCCUUUUAUUUAAUUCUUUUGUUAACCCCUUAAAAAAUUUUGAUAUAUAUAUUAAAGAACAAUUUUCAAAUAAUCAAAAUUUUUCUUUUAUCUGUUCAACCAUACAAUUAUUGCUUGAAUGUUUUAAUACAUAUAUAUGGGCAGGGUAUUAUAAUUUAAAUAUAUAUAACAAAUUAAUGAACUCAAUUUUGUUAAAUAAAUUUAUAUAUAUAAAUAAAAAUACAAUAUAUACACAACAUUAUGACCAGCUAAAAAAUUACACAUAUAUGAACUAUGAAUAUAAUAUAAAUUAUCCAAUGGCAAUAAAAGACGUGUUACAUUUUUUUGAUAUAAAUGAAGACUUUUAUUAUAUUGGACAUGUAAAAAAAAAUAAUGAUAAUGAAUAUGAUUCUAUAAAUGAAUUAUAUACCUGUGAUAAAAAUCAAAGUGAAGAAAAUAAAAAUAAUAUGAAUAAUAUAAUAUAUCAGAAUAAUUAUGAGAAAGCAAUAGGUUUGAAUAAAUAUAAUAUUGAUAAUGAUAUAAAUAAUGAUAUAAAUAAUGGUGAUAUAAUAAAUAAAAAAGAGAAUGCUUUAAAUAUGGAUUAUAUAAAAGGAUCGAAAUCAAUAUUUUACAGCUUGUGCCCUAUAUUUUUAAGUCUUGAAUUAUUUUUGAAAAGUAUAGAAAUAUACAAAAGCAUUUAUGUAUAUAAUUCUUUAUUUUUUAUGAUUGCUGAAAAGAUGGUUUAUUAUUACACUCAAUAUUUAAGUCCAUCAUGCAUAAGUAUGAUAUGUGAAGCAUUUUCUAGACAUCGGAUUUUCAGCAUAGAACAUGAUAGACUUUUUUGUCAUAUAUCAAAAUUAGUUGAAAAUAAUUUUGAAAAGUUUUCUUUAGAACACUUAUAUAUCAUUUUAUCUUCAUUUAAAAAAAUGAACCUCUUUUUCGAAAAAUGUAUUAUUUUAGUAUGUAAAAAGUUUAAGAAACAUUUUUCCUCAUGUUAUAUAAGAAGACAAGAAUCUAUAUUAUCAUUAAAUGAAAUAUCAAUUUUAAUGGAGAGUAUAACCUUUUUUAAUUUUCAAAAUAAAUAUAUUGAUGAGUUUAUUGUUUCAUGUGUAAAUUAUUUAGAAGAUUAUAUAGAUGACAUUGAAGAAGAAACCUCUAUAAAUAUUUCGUACGCAUUAAUAUUAUCUAAUAUGGUAGAUAUUAAUCCAUACUUCUUUUCAUUUAUAUGGAGAAAAAUAGGAAAAACACCUUACUGGGAAAAACGAAAAGCUCAAAUUUGUUUAUUAUGGUUAUCACAUAUGAUACAAUUUAAAUGGUUAGAAUAUGAUUUACCAAAAUUUUGUGUUUUAGAAUGUUUAAAAGUUUUUUAUUUAAAAAGAAAAGAAAAGAAAUUUUCCAAUUCAAAAAUUAUUCAAAACAUAUCUAAAAUAUUAAACAAUAUGAAUAUUGAACAUGAUAUAUAUGUAGAUAUAUAUGGUCCAUAUAUAUUAGAUAUUUUAAUAAAAAAUACAAGAAAUGUCUUAAUGCUUACACAAGAUACCACAAGAAAUGAAAUAAAUAAAGAUUUAGGUGACAUCAAAAUUAUUUUAAAUCAUUUAAAAUUAUUUGGAUAUAAAGCAAAACCUAUUAAUACCAAAUAUUUUGAUUCUCUCUCUGAUGAAAUGAAAGAAAAUUAUAUUAAGGAUAUCUUAAUGAAUUUUUAG
Plasmodium adleri (nom. inval.) is the source of this 2754-nucleotide messenger RNA. RefSeq names its product conserved Plasmodium protein, unknown function. NCBI's taxonomy places the organism in Eukaryota, Apicomplexa, Aconoidasida, Haemosporida, Plasmodiidae. The coding region runs from base 1 to 2754 and encodes 917 amino acids. The record is from RefSeq and is a predicted model, not a curated record. The transcript has a single exon.